Molecule: messenger RNA, 472 nt
Organism: Aphanomyces invadans
Lineage: Eukaryota; Oomycota; Saprolegniomycetes; Saprolegniales; Verrucalvaceae
Product: small nuclear ribonucleoprotein F
Exons: 2
Coding region: 77-340 (87 amino acids)
Biological process (GO): spliceosomal snRNP assembly; mRNA splicing, via spliceosome
Cellular component (GO): catalytic step 2 spliceosome; U1 snRNP
Molecular function (GO): RNA binding
Source: RefSeq, a predicted model, not a curated record
CUUCUAACGAGUGACCGUGCAUUGCUGGUGAUUGAGGGCAGGCACCACAAGCGUCCUCGAUCGCAUUGGAAUUGUCAUGUCUGGCUUGAUCUUAAACCCCAAGCCAUUUCUUGCUGGUUUGACUGGCAAAGCAGUCGUUGUGAAGCUCAAGUGGGGCAUGGAGUACGAAGGUUUCCUCGUGUCAGUCGACUCGUACAUGAACUUGCAGCUCGCCAACACAGACGAAUUCGUGAAUGGCAACAAGACGGGCCAUCUCGGUGAAGUUCUCAUUCGAUGCAACAACGUUCUGUACGUCCGCGGCGUCGAAAACAAGUCGACAGAUCAAGACAUGGGUCCAUAGAGCACAGGAUCGAGGACCAACGAGGAUCCCGAUACCCCUCCUGCCCGUGCUUCCCCCAGUCAUAAGACGUUUGCCCCACUCUACCACCCUCAUUCCUAUAUUACCUCGUAAUCUACGACAUUAUCCUUUCGA